GGGAUAUUUUUGAUGCCCUUGGAGUUGAUCCCAGAGCUGCAGAUGCGCUGAAGGAGGUUGAGUCUCCAGACAUUAGGGCUGCAACGGCAUUGUUGGGAGUGAUACUGAGCCAGGGUGGUAGUAAGGAUGCUGGGAUGUCGGAGGGGGGUCCCGAGCCGGAGGAAAUGGCGAAGGUGCGGGUGACAACGGUAGAUGAGGCGAAGGCCUUCGGGGAGAAGACUCGUCCUACUUUUUUGCCCAAGGCUUACACUCCGUGAUCGCAUUGCUUCAAGCCAGUGGGGAUAACCAACUAUACUCCGGUUAAUGCUGAUUAUCCGGGUGACAUGCUUUUGAGGGAUCGAGAUCGGCACAUCUCAUCGACCUGGACCACGCGUACCACCGACGUGUAUGGCCAUGGAGGCUCCGCCAAGUCUUUGGCGCACUUCAGGGCGUUACCUGAGCGUGUACGAGAAUUAGUAGAAGCAGCAGGUUUUGGGUCUUUCAUACGAUUACAGACGAUAGUCCAAAUUGAUCAUGCUAUAUUGACAACACUCACAGAGAGAUGGUGGGAUACCACUAACACCUUCCAUUUCCGAUUUGGGGAGAUGACAGUGACACCCCUCGACUUCGCAGCAAUUACGGGGCUUAGAGUUGGAAGAGAGCCGAUCCCCUAUGACAUGGGCCUUAUUGAAUGAUAAUGCGGCACUGAUGUGGUUCCUCGGGCGAGUCCCACUUCAUAGUGGCGGGCUAGCAACAUAUGGCCAAUUUACAUCGUACUGGGAUCACGAACCAGAGAGCGACGAGGAAGCAGCUCAAAUGGCUCGAGCUUAUUUGCUAUACUUGUUUGGGGCUUCAUUGUUCCCAAACAGACGAACACGCGUUCAUCUCAGUUAUUUGGCUGCCUUGGUGGAUUUUAGAACAGCAGGGAGGUUCGACUGGGGCGGUGCUGCGUUGUGCGCCUUGUACUGCUUUCUAGGAGCUGCAUCUCACAGAGUUGGCAACACCGUUGGAGGAUAUUGGAGGGUAAUUGAGCUUUGGGCCUACGAGGUGUUGGGGAUGUUUUCACCUUAGAACACCUACAAAGAUCCAAAUUUCUUCCCUCGAGGUUUAAUUUGGAACAAAGAAUAUAGGAAGACAAAGGAGCGGAGAGGCGAGAUAAUGAUGUUUCGACGUUGGUUAGUCAAUUUGACGGGAGCUUCGGUUCAUUGGAAAUGUUGGGAUAGGCUAGAGGCAGGAUGCAUGGUGAGGAGUCGAGAAGUAACACGGAGUAGAGUGCUGCUGGAGUGCCCCUUGGGCUGGCAAUGGUACUCGGGGAAUCGUGUGACUCGUCAGUCACUUGGUCUUCCAACAUUUGUAGUACCUGGGCCACUACCUCCUCGAGUGCAAGGGACUAAUACCUAUACCCGUGCUGAGCUCGAACAAUUUACAGUGCUUGACACCGAUCUGGAGGGGCUUCUCAGGCGAACAAUGGAGUAUGAUGCUUAUAAGGAGAGGUAUUUGGCCAGGAGCCUAGGCGUGGAGCAGGAACUCCAGAGGUGGGUGACUGAAAUUGAGGCUAGGAGAGCAGCUUCCAGAGCCGGAGCUGAGGCUGGAGGAGAGGGCAACAGGGGUGGUCGCUCUCAAAGAGUGAGAGGACGAGAUCGAGGUGCCAGCUUUCGAGGUCGAGGGAGAGGUGGCACAGAGGCUACAAUAAGAAGUGAGGACACCCUAGGAGUAUCAGGGAUACCUGAAUUGAAAUGGGAAAUAAGUGUCCGAGAUCAAACAGGUGCUCGGGCGAUUGUGGAUAUCGCAUGUUUGCCUCGCCCGGACAUGAACCUUCCCGAUUCGAUAUUGCGGGAAUGGGCUGAGUCAGCCAUUAUGAGAAUGCUAGGGAUGCGCAAGCUUUUGCGUGAUUGUGCCAGAGGGAAGACACUACAGACCCGUGUUGCCCCUGAGCCAGCCACUACUUCUGUUGUGGAGCCACCGCAGAUGCAGACACGUCGCGCGACCCGGGCUCAGUCUCAGGCGGUUGUUGGAUCCCCAGCUGCUAAAGUGGCCCAGGCAGAGAGCCGCCAAUUCGAGCUACGGCCACGGCCAGUGACCCAGAGACAACCUGAAAGUGAAGAGUCAGAGGAGUCUGGGGAUACAGAGGAACCAGAGGAAUCAUUGGGUGAUUCAGACACUGAUUCCGAUUCGCCAGCCCUUCCUGAUGGUGACAAUGACGAUGAAGAUGACAGUGUCGAGGAAGAGAAUCUGCCGUAGAAAAGUUCACGGCGUGUCUGAGCUGUUUUUACUUUGCUAGAUCUUACACGAGCCUGAGUGCUACGAGUUGUUGUAGGUUUCAGGCCUGCGUGCCUUUUUGUUUGGGUCUGCAUGCCCUUGUAGAUAGCCUUUUGAAUAGGAGUAUCCCUCUUUUGAUCAUUGUACAUGCUGCUUUUGAUUAAUGAAAAUUGCAUUUCUUUCUUUUAAA
Rhododendron vialii is the source of this 2428-nucleotide messenger RNA. RefSeq lists its product as uncharacterized. Bases 1138 to 2220 code for a protein of 360 amino acids. The transcript is spliced from 6 exons. The record is from RefSeq and is a predicted model, not a curated record. NCBI's taxonomy places the organism in Eukaryota, Viridiplantae, Streptophyta, Magnoliopsida, Ericales, Ericaceae.